AUGAACAGAAUUCCGCUGGAAGCGCUGGAGGAGUUCCUCACGCGAAUGAGCCGGUACGAAUACGAAAGCACCGAGGACGCACACACGCAGAUAAUGGAUGUAUUCAUACCGCUGGGCGUGCUUCUAUUCAAGCUGCGCACAGCCGAAGAAAAAUACACAUCGAUGGAGUACCUGUCGCCAUCAAACUUUAAGCGGGGCAACGACUACAUGCACUCACAGUAUUCGCCCCUUGUCGGCCAGCUGCGCAAGGCGAUACGCAAAAUCUCGCAAAAGUACGAGCGCGAGUGCGAGCGUCUGCUGGACCUGACGGUGCCCAAGCCAGAGUUCGGUCGCGGCGCCGCAGCUGGCAACCCUGGCAACCCUGGCAGCAGCCAGCAGGGGGGCCCGCCGUUUCUCGCUAGCACGCGCAAUGAGAACGAUACGCCCUCAUCGCACCUCUACUAUGCACCAGCCAGCCACAAUUGCGGGGCGAGUAGUCGCGCAGAAGCACAAACAAAUUACGGCAGUAGAGCCAGCGGAUACGAGAAAUUCCAGACUCCCGGUAGGCAGCGCGUCGAGCCGCGGCCGACCAGCAUGGCUCACCCGCCGGUUGCUGGGGGGCUGGGCCCGAUCGACUCGCCGGUCAUCGGCAGUGAGCAGAAUACACCGACAGUGAUCACUCACUCGAGGCAAGGCACGCUGUCGACGUUUGACGCAAACAGAUACAGCGAGGCACAGGACGAGGCACAGCAGCUGUCGGUCGACUUGGCGGCGAUAAAGUCGCUGACGGAUUUCCUGCAUGUGUUUAUCAAGGUGCGCAAGAUCCUGGUCGUGUUCUAUCGUCUGGUGGCCACGACUGGACCGGUGCUCGAGAGUGAGGAUAUGGCAGCACUACUGGGUAAAUGCGAGUGCGCACUGGAUGCCAUCACACCACAGGCAAUGUAUCGCCAACUAUACGACAACAUCCGCUACGAGGUCGGCAUUAUGCGGUGCAUCGUGUCGUGGGACGAGAGCAUUGCGCAGUACAACUUUCUGAAAGCUGUCACAGCAAUGAGCCGCGCCAAAACACAGCUCAGGGCAUGGGGCGACAGCCUGCCACCAAUUGGACAGCCGCGAGAGCCACCGGCAGCGAACAAGACGCCCAAUAGCAGUAUAGGCCGAGGCAGCAUCUAUGACAGCAUCAGCGGAGCACUGAGCAAAGGCAGCUGGGAGCACCCGGAUAAGGAGGCCUCGGCGGGCGCCAAUAACCCAAAAAAGUUUCUUCUCUCUGCGUUUGCAAAGUCGACGCGCAUGGUGCAGAGUCUGAUUUGGGGGAGCGACGGAUCCGGAUCUGGCAUGUCCGAAGAGGACAUUAGAGUGCGGCGGAUGCGGUUCGUAUACACGUGGAUCAGCAGCUGGACCGAGCACCUGGCCAUCAAGACCACGGUCUACUUUCAGCAGAUCAUUGGGCCGCAUCGAUCACUAUACCAUGACGAUCUAUCGCCGCACGCCCGGCACAGCGCCAUCAUGGAGGACAUCUGGUCGCGACCCAGCAUGGCCAAAUUCAACCUGAAUGACCUGGCCACCACCUUUCUGCAUGCCAACGACGGACUGUUCGUGGUUCUCUUGCUCGAGUCGUCCAAGGAGCGGCCAUUCUGCAGUGACGGAUUCGCCAUGGCCGGGACUAACAUCAAGGUGCCGGAGACGUUUGUACAGUCCUAUGCCAUGCUGUUUUGCAUCACGAACCAGCCGCUUAUGCGCUCACAUGGAUACCACUUGCGAGACUCGCUGUCGCAGGAUAUCCACACAUCUGCACCCGAUCCCGACGAGUCGCUGCAGACCUUGGACGGGCGCCAAUUGGAUGCUGAGUGGUUCAGGCGCAAAUGUCUUCCGGAUUUUGUCAGUAUUCUCGAGGGCGACGCCGAGCCGCUCGAUACAGAGCUGCUGAGGGCGAACCCAAUGGUCACGGCUAUGGGCAAUGACGCCGAGCGGCUACUCGCCGAGCUCGACUCUUCGAUAGACGAGAUAUGUGCUGCCCCACAUGCUGUCGAUGAUGAAAGCGGCAUGGAGAUUGCAGGUGGCAAGCACGAGGCAGAGUCGCCAGUGAUGCAGCCCAUGCAGUCAGCCAUCUCUGAAACCAUCGAACCCAUAGCGACCAAUGCUCGGCAGAGUGCUGCCAACGACCCGACACGGCAGAGGGCUGAGUCGGAUCCACAGAGUAAAACUGCUGCUGGUGCUGUCAAUCGCCAUGCCACGCCCAUUGUGCACCUGAACGAUGAAGCCGAGGACAUUGCGCGACCAGGAAGUUCCUUUGAGGGGGCUGAAUCAGCUGGAGAAAAUGGACACUAUCAGCUUGUCGGGCUGGAGCAUGAGGACGGGUACGAGUUUAUAGGCGACCCCAGCGAUGAGCAUAUUGAGGGCCACAGCCUGUACUCGACAUAUCUGCUAAAGUCACACCUGCGAAACAACCAGGUCGCCACUGCACAGAGCAAGCAGGGGCGUGGCAGGCGGCUUGUUGAGCGCAAGACAAGCAAGGGCUCGCGGUUCGCAGACACACAGCCCCAGCAAUCCGGCAUGCAGUACCAGCGGUGCACUAGUCUGGCUCUCAACAGUGAGACCGUCAGUGGGCCGGCAGAGCAUUCACAGCUCGAACACUGCUUUGGGAAUGCCGUUAGUGUCCCUGCCGGCCAGGUGUCGCAGGCCAUGCAGAUCAAAUAUGCGACCGUGGGCAGUCGCGAUUCUAAGCCAGGGAGACCUCGGGAGCCCCAUCGCUGUGGGUCAGGCGGGUUCUCGCUGUCAGAGCUAGCAAACGAGAUCCAGAAAUCUGGCAGCGCAUCCGAAGCAGUGCCACUUGGGAGCUGCAGUACUGCCAGAACCCAGGCAGUAGCGUCGAUGGCCAAUGCCACAGCAUCCGAUGCCGGCUCGAUGCGACGCAUCCGAAGCGGGGGCCGACUACGUGAAAUGGCUGCUCCCCUGAAGCUGACGCUUGACAAUGCCUCACGCACGUACUCGCCUCAGAAGCGGCACACCGACGCCUCCUCAAUCCACUCGUUAACACUCAGCACACCAACACGGGCCAGCUUUGGUGCCAAGUCUGGGCGUGCGGCAAUGACCGCUAUGGUGGCCGAGUCCAAGGGUGUCUAUGCACGCAGAUUGACGCGUGCGGAUAUCCCGCAUGGCGCAAUGACAUCACUUGAUGCGACUGCUGCCGCUGGCAGCCAUGCAGGCAGCACUGGUCUUGGCGGCAGGACUGAGGCGCUGCUGCACGCACUGCCGGGGGCGGCGGCUAGCGGUAGUGUCAGUGUGCGGGGGAGGUCAUUUGCCAAGGCAAAUCCGCCACCGCUGUCGCCACAGCAGAGCAGCAAUAUGCUGAAGCAGCCGCCGCUCCAACACCAGGCGCCACCACAUACCGCGAGCAAGGCCGAGGAGCACACAUAUCUGUACUCACGCGUUGGCCCGGCCAUCACACUGGUGUCGAUCCUUGUCGAGACCGACAAGAGCAAGAACCGCCGUGCUGAGGCAAACCGCUCUUGGCUGGAGAUGGUUGACAAACUCCGCGGAACACCGCUGUUUCAGCGCCUUAUGUCGCUGCCAGCCUGA
This is a messenger RNA of Linderina pennispora, 3558 nucleotides long. RefSeq lists its product as uncharacterized. Bases 1 to 3558 code for a protein of 1185 amino acids. The record is from RefSeq and is a predicted model, not a curated record. Gene Ontology annotation, cellular component: KICSTOR complex. Gene Ontology annotation, biological process: negative regulation of TORC1 signaling; protein localization to lysosome; cellular response to amino acid starvation. The transcript is spliced from 2 exons. NCBI's taxonomy places the organism in Eukaryota, Fungi, Kickxellomycota, Kickxellomycetes, Kickxellales, Kickxellaceae.